AUGUCACUGAAUCUCUUAAGCAUUUAUUGUCUUGGCAUUCAAGAUGGCUGUGUACAAGCAGAGGUUAUUGGAUAUCGCGAUAUCACCAACAUUGCUGAACUUCGGGGCGGUUUGAUCUUUGAACAGCGCCACAGCUUUCAAAGCACACCCUCUAGCACCAAAUCCUCUUUGAACCAAUCAUUCGCAUGGCCUUCCACUCGGCCUCGUCCGAGUACCAGCGAAACUUUGUCAUAG
Messenger RNA from Blastomyces dermatitidis ER-3, 234 nucleotides. RefSeq lists its product as uncharacterized. The record is from RefSeq and is a predicted model, not a curated record. Lineage: Eukaryota; Fungi; Ascomycota; Eurotiomycetes; Onygenales; Ajellomycetaceae. Bases 1 to 234 code for a protein of 77 amino acids. The transcript has a single exon.